Messenger RNA from Pyrenophora tritici-repentis Pt-1C-BFP, 1836 nucleotides. Lineage: Eukaryota; Fungi; Ascomycota; Dothideomycetes; Pleosporales; Pleosporaceae. The record is from RefSeq and is a predicted model, not a curated record.
AUGUCUGACGCAGGCGCGGCCGACGCCGUGGUCAAUCCUGCCGAUGCCCGCAAGGAGCAGAUGGCACAGGACCUUGCCAAAGCCAAAGAGGCUGGCUGGACUGAUCCAGUGCCCUUCGAGUACGAGAACCCUGCCACUGGUGCUCCUGUUGAGGACGAGACCCGCGACAACGUCGCGUGGCUCUCUGAUGCAGCCAUCUACCAGUGGGACGACGACUUUGGCGAUGUUGGCGAUCCCAACCCAGAGUUGGAAAAGAUGCUCUUCAAUGAUGAGUUCCAUCAGCGCGCUGGUCAAGCCAUCAAGGCGCUUUCCUUCGAGGUCACUGUUGAAGGCCCCCACAAGCUCAACCCUGUGCGCAACUUUGAGGACGCUGGUCUGCAUCCCGUUAUGCUUGAAAACGUCAAGCUGUGCCAGUAUGCGUACCCGACACCUAUCCAGGCGUACUGUAUCCCUGCUGUCCUGACUGGAAAUGACGUUGUCGCUAUCGCACAGACUGGUUCCGGAAAGACUGCAGCUUUCCUUGUCCCUAUCCUGUCCAAGCUCAUGGGCAAGGCCCGCCAACUGGCUGCGCCUCGUCCGAACCCGAUUCACUACAACCCUCUGACUGACAAGGUCCGCGCUGAGCCGCUGGUCUUGGUCAUCUGCCCUACGCGAGAGCUUGCCUGCCAGACGUUCGACGAGGCCCGUCGUUUGUGCUACCGCACCAUGAUGCGUCCUUGUGUCGUCUACGGUGGAGCUCCUUCAAAGAAUCAGCGUGAGCAGCUGGAGUUGGGUUGUGAUAUCCUCAUCGCCACCCCAGGUCGACUCAUGGAUUUCGCCCAGAACGCGAACCUGCUCUCGUUCCGUCGUCUCAAAUUCACCGUCAUCGAUGAGGCUGAUGAGCUGCUCUCCUCCGACUGGGAAGACGUCAUGGAGAAGAUUUUCCAGGGCGGUGACACCAACACUGAUGCUGAUCACACCUACCUCAUGUUCUCCGCCACUUUCCCCAAGGCGGCUCGUCGUGUUGCCAAGGAGUACAUGGCUGAUGACUUCUUUCGCAUCAAGGUCGGCCGAGUCGGCAGCACCCAUGAGAACAUCAAGCAGCAAAUCAUCUGGGCAGAGGAGAAUGCAAAGAACCAAGCGCUUUUCGACCUGAUCUUUUCCGAAGGUCCUCAGCGUACACUGGUCUUCACCAACUCCAAGGCCAAGUGUGACAUGGUCGAUGAUUUCCUCUACAACAAGGGUCUGCCUGUUACUUCGAUUCACUCGGAUCGUACCCAGCGUGAGCGUGAGGAUGCCCUGCGCUCCUUCCGCACUGCUCGGUGUCCCAUCUUGGUCGCUACUGGCGUCACUGCUCGUGGCCUGGAUGUAGCCAACAUCAAGCACGUCAUCAACUACGAUCUGCCUUCGACUAUGCAUGAAGGCAUCACCGAAUACAUUCAUCGCAUUGGCCGUACCGCUCGUAUUGGUAACGAGGGCAAGGCUACUUCCUUCUUCAACGACCGUAACGACGAUAUCGGCGAGGAUCUCACCAAGAUCCUGUUGGAGUCCAAGCAAGAUGUCCCGGAGUUCCUCCAGCAGCACAUUCCUGAAGACCCGACUGCGAUCGACUGGCACGACGGCACUGACGACGAGUCCGACGAUGGUCUCGGUGGAGGUUUCGGCGGAGGUUUCGGCGGCGAGGCUGGUGAGACUGGUGAGACUGGCGAGACUGGCGAGACUGUCGCUGACACCGGCUUUGGUGGUGGUGACGCUGGAGGCUUCAACGGCGGUGAGGACAGCGGUGGCUUCGGCGGUGGUGGCUUCGGAGACGGAGGCUUCGCUGCUGACUCCACUGACAAGACGGCUUCCUGGUAA